AUGUUAAGGAUGGCUGGCGAGAGUAAGGGUGCGCGCACGCCGCUGCUGGAGUGCGGCGAGUACGCGCACGCGCACAAGGGCUCGGCGCCGCGAUGCUGCUUCUGGCUGGCCAGUCACGUCAACGUGAGGAAGUGCGUCGCUGGCAUCAUGUUGCUAUCCGUCCUCACGAUAUUCUUCUAUACGUACUACGUCACCGUGCCCUUUACGAGCCUGGUGUGGCGAGACCGCGUGCCGCGCCCGCUGUCCCAAUGCUCGCUGCUCGCGUCGCAGCAGCAGGCCGCGCGCGACCACAGAUCCGACGCGCGCCUGCGCAUCGACGCGAAGGUGCUCGUCAUCGUAGAGUCGGCCUACUCGCGACUGGGGCGCGACAUCGCCGAGCUGCUUGUCGCUAAUCGUAUACGGUAUAAGGUAGAGGUCGCAGGGAAGAGUCUGCCCGUGCUCACCACCCUAGACAAGGGCCGCUACGGCGUGAUCAUGUUCGAAUCGCUCUCCAAGUACGCCAACAUGGACAAGUGGAAUCGAGAACUGCUAGACAAGUACUGCCGCGAAUACUCCGUCGGAGUCGUCGCCUUCGCCACGCCCGGCGAGGAAACCCUGGUCGGCGCACAGCUCAAAGGAUUCCCACUCUUCAUGCACACCAAUCUCCGACUGAAGGACGCGACCCUAAACCCGGCGUCGCCGGUGCUCCGGCUAGCCCGAGCCGGCGAGACGGCGUGGGGAGCGUUACCCGGCGACCAUUGGACCGUGUUCAGGGCCAAUAGCUCCACGUACGAGCCUGUGGCAUGGGCGCUAAGGCAGAACGAGUACGGCACUAACGAAGAACGAGUCCCCCUAGCGACUGUGAUCCAAGACCACGGGCGCUGGGACGGCGUGCAACGCGUGCUAUUCGGCUCCGGCCUGCAGUUCUGGCUGCACCGGCUGCUGUUCCUCGACGCGCUGAGCUACCUCAGCCACGGCCAGCUCAGUCUCAGCCUCGACAGGUGGAUACUGGUCGAUAUCGAUGACAUAUUCGUUGGCGAGAGAGGGACACGGUUACACGAGGAGGACGUGCAGGCUCUGAUGGCCUCCCAGUCGGCCCUCCAGAGGCUAGUGCCAGGGUUCCGGUUCAACCUCGGCUUCAGCGCAAAGUACUACCACCACGGAACCACGCUCGAAAACAGAGGCGACGACGCAUUACUAAAGAAUAGGGAGCACUUUAACUGGUUUUGUCACAUGUGGAACCAUCAGCAGCCACAUCUAUACAACAACGUGUCCCAACUCGAAGCCGAGAUGAUGUUGAACAAGCAAUUUGCUUUAGAACACGGCAUACCAACUAACUCUUGUUACUCUGUGUCGCCGCAUCACUCUGGGGUAUAUCCAGUUCAUGAGCCGUUGUAUGAGGCGUGGAGGAAGGUCUGGGAUGUGAGGGUCACGAGUACAGAGGAAUACCCACACUUACGACCGGCUAGAUUACGACGUGGGUUCCGUCACCGAGGCGUGAUGGUGCUGCCACGGCAGACGUGUGGCCUGUUCACGCACACGCUGCUGCUGGAGCGCUAUCCGGGCGGCCGGCAGCGCCUCGACCGCUCCAUACAGGGCGGCGAGCUCUUCCAGACCGUCAUCAACAACCCGAUCAACGUGUUCAUGACCCACAUGUCGAACUAUGGCAACGAUCGGCUAGCGUUGUACACGUUCGAGUCGGUGGUGAAGUUCCUGCGGUGCUGGACGAACGUUCGGCUCGCGUCCGCGCCGCCGCUCGCGCUCGCCGAGAAGUACUUUCAGCUGAGGCCCGACGAGUUGAACCCGCUGUGGGGGAAUCCAUGCGACGACAUUCGCCACCGUCGCAUAUGGUCGAAGAGCAAAUGGUGCGGGACGCUACCGAAGGUUCUGGUAAUUGGACCUCAGAAAACUGGCAGUACGGCGCUGUAUACGUUCCUUGCGAUGCACCCCGCACUGGUGCCCAACCUGCCCAGCCCUGCCACAUACGAGGAGCUUCAGUUCUUCAACAACAACAACUACCUCAAGGGACUCGACUGGUACCUGAACUUCUUCCCGCCGAGCCUGAGCAACUCGUCGCAGCUGACGUUCGAGAAGUCGGCUACAUAUUUCGACGGAGACCUGGUACCAAGGAGAGCGCACGCGCUGCUGCCCAACGCCAAGAUCAUUGCUAUUCUAAUAUCACCCUCCAAGAGGGCGUACUCGUGGUACCAACACAUCCGCUCGCACGGCGACCCGGUGGCCAACAACUACUCGUUCCAGGCGGUCAUCAGCGCCAACGACUCUGCGCCUAAACCGCUGAGGGACCUCCGAAACCGAUGUUUGAAUCCGGGCAAGUACAGCCACUACCUGGAGCGCUGGCUAGCGGAGUUCAGCAGCCACCAGCUGCACAUCAUCGACGGCUCGCUGCUGCGCUCCGACCCGCCUAGCGUCAUGAACACGCUGCAGAAGUUCCUCAAGCUCGCGCCGCAUCAGGACUACAACAAGCUGCUCAAGUACGACGCGAAAAAAGGUUUCUACUGCCAAGCGGUAAGUAACGAACGGACCAAGUGCCUCGGCAAGUCGAAGGGGCGCGUGUACCCGCCGAUGGACGAGGCGGCCGCCAAGUUCCUGCGGCGCUACUACACGGCGCACAACACGGCGCUGUCCAAGCUGCUGGUGCGCCUGGGCCGGCCCGUGCCGCAGUGGCUCAAGGACGAGCUCUCGGCCAACGGAUAGCACAUCUCGCGACGCCCGCGGUUCAACGCCACCAGGCUCGUCCGAGUCUGCCUCGUCGCCGCGCCUUGACCGGACCAAGGCGCGCCGACCCCGUCAGUCAUAGACUCUGUGCGUAGCGCGCCAUACGCAACAUUGUUUUCGAGUGUUUCGAUGUGAGAGUAUCUUUGUUGAAAAUAUCUUUGUCUAUCGAAUUCUUGUAAUGUAACGUUUUGAAAAGUGAUAUUAUAUGACUUAAUGUUCUCGAUCUGUUGUUCGCGAUGAAGAUAUAUAAUUAUGGUAGAUUUAAUUUUACUGUCGUUUAGAAUAGUGAACGAUUCUGUGUUUGGACGCGGUUAGUUUGACUUUGCUUGCCUGAAUCAUGUUACUUCUUGGUCGUUGAAGUGGAGGGGAAAUCCGGCAGCUUUUUUUAUUUGACUGUCGGUUUAGGUGCUAUUUGUUAGUAGUGUUGCAACUUGAACAUUUCUCCAAUAAAUAUAUCUAUAUUGUAUGUUUUAUGUAAAAUAAUUAAGAAAAUCAGAAGAUGGAGCUUUAUGUCAAUGCCAUACUUGCAUUUUUCGUGUAUGAGUUUUAUUAUAGCAUUCUCAUUCCACACUUGUACACGCUUAUUGUUUUAGUGUUUCUUUGAUUAUUACAAUAUACGUACCUGAUGAAGUUUGUAAAUUAUAGUUAAUUUUGUACUUUUCGUAUCGAAUAUUUAGAGCUAAUUAUUUAACAAUUUCUACGUCUACCUGUGCCAUAAAACAUGUAUUACUAACGGCACUAACGCAUUAACAUUUUCAUUUUAUUUUAUUAAAAAUGCAUUUUGAACAAUUGACAAAGAGCUAGUCUUUUAAUUUUAAUGAAUGACAUUACUUAAUUCAAUUUUAAAUUCUUAUCCGAUUAAUCAAAUAUCAAUGAGUUUAGUUCAGUUACCGUUUAGCCGUAAGAGUUUUUAAUAUACAUAUUAAAUAUAUUAUGGCGUUAUAUUUUAAAUAAAUGAUAUCAAUGACACAAUGAAUGAAUCAUAAAUGUAUUUGGUAUAUAUUUUGAUAUGGAUGAAUUUAUCGGCGAGGUAACUUGGGUAAGAGAAAGAUUUGUAAAGUGAAGAUCACUAUGUGACAUUUUCUUAUCCUUGUAUAAACGAUUUACAAAUUUUAGUGAAAUAAUGUUAUUGAUGUUAUCUCAUAAUUACACAUUCAAAUUUUACGUAUGCGAAAUCCAAUAUUAAUAAAAUAUAUUAAGAUUAUGACGAAGAAAUUAUUUUUCUCUAAUUUCUCUGACGCUAAUAUUAUAUUAGGAUAAGGAAAUGUAGUAGAUGUCAGUACUUAAACUUGUAUAAAAUGUUUUUUUCUCUCAAGAAUAGAAAAUACAAAAUGUUGUAUUACGAAAUUUAUAUUAUAAUAGUGUUGAUGUUUUGUAGUAAAUUAUUCAGUUAAAUGAUUAAUUUUACGUUAGUUCAAUUACGUUUUCAGUUGAAUCGCUUAUCUCAUUGUGUAAACAUGAAUGUUCUGAACAUAUUGUGAAGUCGUGUGUUACGUAGAGAAUGGCCUUAUUUACGAAGUUUUUACGUGAGCUGUGCUGCAGUCGACUUGUUACACGCAGUCUGCGCGGGCGCACGUGACGUCACAGACGGCUCGCCCGAGUGUGCCCGAGUGUUCCUGUGGAACGGUUGUGUUUUCUUGGCAA
Messenger RNA from Ostrinia furnacalis (Asian corn borer), 4359 nucleotides. It is a transcript of the gene sfl, whose product is annotated as N-deacetylase and N-sulfotransferase sfl. Bases 1 to 2694 code for a protein of 897 amino acids. Lineage: Eukaryota; Metazoa; Arthropoda; Insecta; Lepidoptera; Crambidae. The record is from RefSeq and is a predicted model, not a curated record. Gene Ontology annotation, molecular function: hydrolase activity; heparan sulfate N-sulfotransferase activity; deacetylase activity. The transcript is spliced from 14 exons. Gene Ontology annotation, cellular component: Golgi apparatus.